GUUAAUUACAAAAGACAACAAAUAUUCUUAGAGUUAACGCAUUGCCUUUGUAGAUACCUGGAAGAUUUGAAUUGUGUAGAGCUUUAUUUUCUUUUCUUGCAUGACACUUGUUUUCCUUUCCCUGCAUGACAGAUUGCUUGAGAAAAAUGGGGAAAAAAAAUUGAGCAGAUUUUUCAAAUGGGAAAAAAAAAAAAAAAAAUUGAGAAAAAUGGUAGUCUUCAGCCAUUGAUCUUACAGUCUUCAACUAUUUAGCAGAUAAAAAACCCUUUUCCGAGACCACUGAUCGAAGUUGUCCAAUAUUUGCAUCAAGUUUCCCUCCCAAACUCCCAUAUGAAACCCAUAAUUUACAGACUCUCCAUCUCUCAACCCACAUGGAGAAAAACCCAGAGCUUAGCUUGUAGCCAUCUCGUUGGUACCCAGAAAGCUCAAGCACAUGCCCAUAAACUAGGAACCUCGGCUGCUCAGCCUGAUAUUAUUGUAUCUCACUCAGAAUCAACAUCAUUCUCGUAUGCUCUUCAACUGUUCGACAAAGCGUCUGACUUGACCGUAGUGUCUGCCACUGCCAUCAUUGGGCGCUUUGCUCAACAGCACCGCCAUGAAGAGGCCAUGUGUCUCUUCUCAAGGAUGCUUGCGUCAAAUAUUAGACCCAAUGAGUCCACAUUUGGGACCGUAACUCACUCAUCAACUUUGCUGGGAGACCUUUAUAUUGGCAAGCAAAUUCAUGCUUGCGCAACGAAGAUUGGCCUUCACUCGAAUGUUUAUGUUGGUAGUGCACUUUUAGAUCUUUAUGCCAAGUUGAGUACCAUCGAAGAAGCUCGAAGAGUUUUUGAAGAUACCCGUCAGCGGAAUGUGGUAUCUUACACGGCUUUGAUAGGUGGCUACCUGAAAAAGGAGAGGACUGAAGACGCUUUCCGCCUCUUUCGAGAGAUGCCAGAGAGAAACGUAGUUUCUUGGAAUGUAAUGAUUGGCGGGUGUAGCCAAACAGGCUACAAUGAAGAGGCUGUGAAUCUUUUUAUUGAGAUGCUUGGAGAAGGGUUGCUGCCCAAUCAUUCAACUUUUCCUUGUGCUAUUAGUGCAGCUGCCAAUAUAGCAGCACUUGGAAUGGGAAAAAGUUUUCAUGCUUGUGCUGUUAAGUUCUUGGGUAAGCUUGAUGCGUUUGUUGGGAAUUCUCUGAUCAGCUUUUAUGCCAAAUGUGGAAACAUGGAAGACAGUGUCUUGGUUUUUAAUAAACUUUCUGAAAGAGAUAUUGUUUCUUGGAAUGCUGUGAUAUGUGGUUAUGCACAGAAUGGUAGAGGAGAGGAAGCCAUUAGCUUCUUUGAGAGGAUGCAGGUAGUAGGUUGUAAACCUAAUAGUGUUACACUUCUUGGGCUAUUAUGGGCUUGUAAUCAUGCUGGCCUUGUUGAUGAGGGUUAUUCAUAUUUCACUCGAGCAAGACUUGAAGACCCUAGCAAGCUAAAGCCAGAGCACUAUGCUUGUAUUGUUGACUUACUCUCCCGCUCAGGGCGCUUCAAACAAGCUGAGGAGUUUCUUUGCGAUUUGCCAUUUAAUCCAGGAAUUGGGUUUUGGAAAGCAUUGCUUGGAGGCUGCCAGAUUCACUCAAAUAUGGAAUUGGGGCAGUUUGCUGCACGAAAAAUCCUAGCUCUGGACCCUGAAGACGUUUCAUCAUAUGUAAUGCUGUCAAAUGCUCAUUCUGCAGCUGGUAGAUGGCUGAGUGUGUCAACAAUAAGAAGAGAGAUGAAAGAGAAGGGCAUGAAGAGGAUUCCAGGUAGCAGUUGGAUUGAAAUCGGAAGCAAAGUUCAUGUCUUUUUAACUGGAGACAGGAGUCAUCACCAAAAGGAUGAAAUUUAUAUGGCCUUGCGGUUUUGUAUGGAGCAUUUAAGGGAGGUCAAAGCUUCCAAUCUUCUUGAAGAGUCUUGAGUCUAGCUUUGGAAGAAGUGAUUCGAUUUGCUAGCAAUCCGGACAGCAAAUUUACUGAGAUCUCUGUUCCCACUUUAUAUAUUAGAGUCAUGAACAUUGAGAUUUGGGAGGCUUGGCUUCAUUUACUUCAACCUCCUCGUAACAUCUAUAAGUAUCAAAGAUCAGAUCAACUACUGCAAUAGAUUGCACUGAAAGAGAGGGAGCAGGAGAGUUGUGUGAAUUAUUAACCGACCUGUGUGCUACCAAACCAACCGUAUUGACUUUAUUUGCUUCCACAACAUACUAACCUUAAGCAACUAAUGGUGGGGUUUUAGAAGGAUGCCCUUCAAAAGCAGCUGCUUGAAGAGUUCUGGCACCCUGGACUUCACAGAUCACGGGAAAAUGGGAACAAUUUGCAGGUUUGCAUUUUUAUUUGUCAUAUGUUGUUUAUAGAAGAUGUUACAUUUGGAUAGUCCCGGGGAAUGUUUGUUUGUUUGUUUAUU
Corylus avellana is the source of this 2399-nucleotide messenger RNA. RefSeq names its product Pentatricopeptide repeat (PPR) superfamily protein. Lineage: Eukaryota; Viridiplantae; Streptophyta; Magnoliopsida; Fagales; Betulaceae. The record is from RefSeq and is a predicted model, not a curated record. Gene Ontology annotation, biological process: RNA modification. Gene Ontology annotation, molecular function: protein binding; RNA binding.